AUGCGCGUCGUCGGUCUCCUUCUGCUUUCGCUCGCGGUCUCGGACGCAUUUUGGAUGAACACGCUCGCCAACCAAGUCGCGGCGCUCAUCAAGAAGCUCGAGCUCCCUGCUGUGAACAAGAUCAUUGACGACGCGGUCAAGGAGCAGCUGGCGGCCAACGCACUCAUCAAGCGCCCGCCGCUCGUGGCGCGCAAGACCGCCAAUGGCGCCCAGACGUACCGCAUUCUCCAAGUGCCGGAUUUGCACUACACCAAUUGGGACUACUUUCCGUGCAUGAACAAGCCCGACGACAUGAAGCAGAUGGUCGACGACACCAAACCCGACUUUGUCGCGUUCACCGGCGAUCAAAUCGAGUCGCUCUGGGUGCAAAAGUCGCUGGCGGCGAUUGACACAGCAACCGCGGUCGUCAACGCGCGCGGCUUGCCGUGGGCCAUGGUCUUUGGCAACCACGACGAAAGCUUGAUUCCGCAUCUCUUUUCGAACCGCAAGGUGAUGAUGGCGUACAUCGAGUCGCUUCCGCACUCGUACUCCAAGUACGGUCCAUUCGACAUUGGCGGCGCCGGCAACUACGAAGUCUCGAUCCAAGACGCCAGCGCCGCUGCCGCGAUGCGCCUCUACUUUGUCGACACGAACCGCGACGGGUCCGUGACGCCGGCGCAGAUCAAGCACGUCAAGGACCUCGGUGCGAGCCACAAGCGCGACAACGUGCCGGCGUUGAGCUUCUUCCACAUCCCGCUGCCCGAGUACAAAGACUUCAAGCCCACGAACGAGACGCAGGCACCAAGCGCGAAGACGUGGCAUCCAACGACCGCAACGACGGUCUCUAUGACGCGUUUGUGGCGAGUAUGGUUCUUCUACCGGCUACAACAGUGGUCUAAGCACUACUCUUUAGAUGGCGACGUCAAGGCGACGUUCUGCGGCCACAACCACAUGAACGACUUUUGCUUCAAGCGCGGUUCGAUCCAUUUGUGCUAUGGCGGCGGCGUCGGCUACGGUGCGGCGUACAACAAGGGCAACCACCCGCGUACGGGCCGCGUCAUCGAGUGGAACCGCAACGCGACGGACGAGUCGAUCGAGACGUGGCUGUAUCUCCACAACAAGGACAACACGCGCGCGAGCAAGUACUCGGUCUACCACCGCACGCUCCAGCAGUAA
Saprolegnia parasitica CBS 223.65 is the source of this 1155-nucleotide messenger RNA. RefSeq lists its product as hypothetical. NCBI's taxonomy places the organism in Eukaryota, Oomycota, Saprolegniomycetes, Saprolegniales, Saprolegniaceae. Gene Ontology annotation, molecular function: hydrolase activity, acting on ester bonds. Gene Ontology annotation, cellular component: cytoplasm. Bases 1 to 1155 code for a protein of 384 amino acids. The transcript has 5 exons. The record is from RefSeq and is a predicted model, not a curated record.